Microtus oregoni (creeping vole) is the source of this 822-nucleotide messenger RNA. It is a transcript of the gene Hmx2, whose product is annotated as H6 family homeobox 2. Gene Ontology annotation, biological process: regulation of transcription by RNA polymerase II. The coding region runs from base 1 to 822 and encodes 273 amino acids. Gene Ontology annotation, cellular component: nucleus. The record is from RefSeq and is a predicted model, not a curated record. Gene Ontology annotation, molecular function: DNA-binding transcription factor activity, RNA polymerase II-specific; RNA polymerase II transcription regulatory region sequence-specific DNA binding. NCBI's taxonomy places the organism in Eukaryota, Metazoa, Chordata, Mammalia, Rodentia, Cricetidae. The transcript is spliced from 2 exons.
AUGGGCAGCAAGGAAGAUGUGGGGAAGGGAUGUCCGGCGGCCGGUGGCGUCUCCAGCUUCACCAUCCAGUCCAUCCUGGGCGGGGGCCCUUCCGAGGCACCGCGGGAACCCGCCGGGUGGCCAGCCAGGAAACGCAGCUUGUCUGUGUCCUCGGAGGAGGAGGAGCUGGACGAAGGCUGGAAAGCGCCGGCUUGUUUCUGCCCAGAUCCGCACGGCCCCAAGGAGCCAAGCCCUAAGCACCAUCCCCCCAUCCCUUUCCCUUGCCUGGGUACCCCCAAAGGCAGCGGAAGCGCAGGGCCUGCGGGCUCGGAGCGCACGCCUUUCCUUUCUCCUUCUCACUCGGACUUUAAAGAAGAGAAAGAGAGGCUCUUGCCGGCGGGCUCGCCCUCUCCGGGGCCGGAACGGCCUCGGGAUGGUGGUGCGGAACGGCAGGCCGGGGCGGCCAAGAAAAAGACGCGCACCGUCUUCUCCCGCAGCCAGGUGUAUCAGCUCGAGUCCACCUUCGACAUGAAACGCUACCUGAGCAGCUCGGAGCGUGCCUGCCUGGCCUCCAGCCUGCAGCUCACCGAGACCCAGGUUAAGACUUGGUUCCAGAACCGCCGCAACAAGUGGAAGCGGCAACUCUCGGCCGAACUGGAGGCGGCCAACAUGGCACACGCGUCGGCGCAGACUCUCGUGGGCAUGCCGCUGGUGUUUCGGGACAGUUCACUGCUGCGUGUGCCGGUGCCGCGCUCGCUCGCCUUCCCGGCGCCGCUCUACUACCCCAGCAGCAACCUCUCGGCCUUACCGCUCUACAACCUGUACAACAAGCUUGACUACUGA